Molecule: messenger RNA, 2354 nt
Organism: Dendrobium catenatum
Lineage: Eukaryota; Viridiplantae; Streptophyta; Magnoliopsida; Asparagales; Orchidaceae
Product: protein ENHANCED DOWNY MILDEW 2
Source: RefSeq, a predicted model, not a curated record
ACUCGCCGUGAGAUUUACGGGACUCUCAAAUAGUUAAAUCCUGCAUAAAUCUCGUUUCCACAGCCCCUCAGACGAUUAGCCCUUGUUUGGUUGAUACUAGAAGCCAGACAUAGUCGUUACCUAGGCCGUUUGUCCUUAGGAGCACCUUCCCUCUUGUGGUUGCUUUCCUGCUCAUUGCCGUACAUUGCCGAACUGUCCCUACCUCUAUUCUCCGUUUUCUUUCUCCUGCAAAACGGCAGUCGUUGAUCUUCUACAGCGGUAUUGCUCGCUGAAAGCACUGCAGUCCUCUCAACUUACCUCGUCGGAGAUAAUUCAUGGCGUCGUCAGAUGAUGAAGAGGUGGUAGUUCCGCAAUCAGUUACAAACUACCAUUUUGUGGACAAAGAUGGUGUGCCCAUCUCAUUUUCGACUUUACCGAUAAUUAUAGAUGAUGAGAAGGCAGAGGAUCCCAAGCACCUGGUGUCUGUACGUGGAACCAUGGAUGGAGGCCUUCAGUCGGUCUUCAAAGAUGUGGUUGCGUGGAAGCUGAGAUUGGAUGGUGAUGGUCCGGAGAUUUCCGUACUUUCUAAGGACAACAAAUGGAUAAAGCUUGAGAAGCCGAAGAAGAGCUAUGAGGAGUGUAUCAGAACAACAUUGAUCACGAUUCAUUUGCUUCAUUUUUCCAAAAAUAAUCCGGAGGCAUCUGUGAAGAGCUUUUGGGAACAUCUGCGCCAAGCUUUAAGCUUGCUUGAUGAUAGACCAAGCCAAGAUGACUUCAAAGAUCAUAUGCAACUGAUUAAGUUGUUUCUAGAGAGAGAUGAAACCUUAGCCAAGUCUCAGAUUUUGCAGGCAUUUCUUAAGAAUCCCGAAAAGGCUUUUGUCAAGGAUUUACAUAAUGUUCUAGAAGAAAGGCCAUUUAUUAUUGAUGAUGAGAUGGAAGGUGGCAUUGUUGAUGAUGGCGAGGAGUCUGAGGAAGAAUCAGAUCUGUUUGAUUCUGUGUGUGCCAUUUGUGAUAAUGGUGGUGAAUUGCUUUGCUGUGAAGGAAGAUGCUUGAGGUCCUUCCAUGCAACUAGGAGAGCUGGAGCAGAUUCAGAUUGUGCAUCGCUUGGCCUCACGAGGGUUCAAGUUGAGGCUAUGCAAAAUUUUUUGUGCAAGAACUGCAAGUUAAAGCAACAUCAGUGUUUUGCCUGCGGGAAGCUCGGUUCCUCUGAUAAAUCUGCAAAUGCCGAGGUAUUUUGUUGUGUUUCCGCCACAUGCGGUCGUUUCUACCAUCCCAAAUGUGUUGCUGACCUGCUGUUUCCAGAAAAUAAAAUUGAAGCAACUGAGUUGGGGAAAAGGAUAGCAGCUGGGGAGUCGUUUACUUGCUCAGUUCAUAGAUGUAUUGUUUGCAAGCAGGUUGAAAAUAAGGAGGUUGAGGAGUUACAGUUUGCAAUGUGCAGAAGGUGUCCUAAGUCAUACCAUAGAAAAUGUUUGCCAAGGAAAAUUGCCUUUGAAGAUGAUGAAGAUGAAGACAUUAUCCAAAGGGCAUGGGAGGGGCUUCUUCCCAACCGCAUCCUCAUAUACUGCUUGAAACAUGAGAUUGAUGAUGAGCUUGGAACUCCCUAUAGAGAUCACAUUAUAUUUCCAGAAAUUCAUGAGAAGAAGAGGGAAACGGAUGUCCAGAAAUCUAGACCAAAGAAGUUUAUGCUUGGUUCUGGCAGAAUGGGGGAUCUAAAGCUUUCAAAACCUGCAAAAAGGUUUGAGAAGGUUCCUGCGACUGAUUCAGAUGAUGCUAUGUUAACUGGAGGCAAAACAUUUACCCAAAAAGUUUUGGACUCCCAGUCUAAGUGGAAAAUGCCUAAGAAAGAUGCAAAACUUGCUGUGAAGAAGGCUGAAUCAAAGGAAUUUGUGGAAUUUGGCUCAACAAAGGAUUUUAAACCAAUUCUUGAUAGUGAAAGGGCUUUAAUUGGUAAGGCAAAAGUUCCAAAGUCUGCAGUGGCUGUGCCUGGGAAACUUUUCAACACAGCUCCAAAGAUAUUGCCUGAAAUAAGAAAAGAGAUUCUUACUUUGGUUGAAGAAGAAGCAUCUUCAUUAACGCAAGACGACAUCAGGAAAAUGCUUUCAAAACCUUCCACUUAUUCAUCUGCUGUAGGACAAAUUGAUAAGAGUAUCACACUCGGAAAAAUUGAGGGUGCAAUUGAGGCUGUUCGUAACGCUUUGGAGAAGUUAGAAGGGGGUGGAAAUGUGGAGGAUGCCAAAGCUGUGUGUGAGCCUGAAAUUCUCAAGCGGCUAAUUAAGUGGAAUGUUAAACUCAAAGUAUAUCUUGCACCUGUUCUACAUGGCCCACGCUACUCAUCUUAUGGUCGUCACUUUACGAAGUUUGACAAGCUUCAAGAG